Molecule: messenger RNA, 1300 nt
Organism: Rhopalosiphum maidis (corn leaf aphid)
Lineage: Eukaryota; Metazoa; Arthropoda; Insecta; Hemiptera; Aphididae
Gene: Arl8
Product: ADP-ribosylation factor-like protein 8B-A
Exons: 4
Coding region: 173-742 (189 amino acids)
Biological process (GO): anterograde axonal transport; protein transport
Cellular component (GO): lysosomal membrane
Molecular function (GO): GTPase activity; GTP binding
Source: RefSeq, a predicted model, not a curated record
AUUUGAUUACUUAAUGCCUUUGUACCUAUUGGUUAUUAUUGCGAUUUAGUAUCUACUAUAUUCUUAAACUAUUCGUUACUUUUAGUACUUGGUUUUUAUUAUAAGUGUGAUCUUUACAUUCAACUUAGCCGUAAAUAUUUACAGAAUAAAAGUUUAAUAAAAACCGAUAAAAAUGAUGACCCUAAUAAAUCGGAUCCUUGAUUGGAUUAAGAGUAAGUUUUGGACUGAAGAAAUGGAACUCACUCUCGUUGGACUACAAUGUUCAGGCAAAACUACAUUUGUUCAUGUAAUUGCAUCUGGACAAUUUAAUCAAGAUAUGAUACCAACAGUUGGCUUCAAUAUGCGAAAAGUGACAAAAAAUAAUGUUACUAUUAAAAUAUGGGAUAUAGGUGGUCAGCCACGUUUCAGAUCAAUGUGGGAGAGGUAUUGCCGAGGAGUAAAUGCUAUUGUUUAUAUGGUAGAUGCUGCUGACACCGAUAAAUUAGAAGCUUCAAGAAAUGAGCUUCAUAAUUUAAUAGAUAAACCACAAUUAGCUGGUAUACCUGUCUUAGUUUUGGGUAACAAAAGAGAUUUGCCAAAUGCUCUAGAUGAAGUUGAACUGAUUGACAGGAUGAAUUUAAAUGCAAUUCAAGAUCGAGAAAUUUGUUGCUAUUCAAUAUCUUGCAAAGAACAAGAAAAUAUUGAUAUUACUUUGCAAUGGUUGAUUAGCCAUUCAAAAUCUAAUCGUCAGUCAUCAACGUAAAAUUAUUAUUGGAAAAUUUCAUAUCUAGCACUGAGUUUGUGCUAAAAAUAUUGAAUCUUUUCUAGAUUUAAUUUUUUGUUUAAGGCUGAUCCACCUUUAAUUUUCUUUUAUCCAUUAUAGAUAAAUGAAUGCCAUUUUUAUCAAUGCACUCCUGGUUAUAAAUUUAUAAUACAGCAAUUAAAUAUAGAAGUUCUACAUUUUAACAUUUAUAUAGGAAAUCAUUUUUUUUGGAUCAAACCUCAGUAUAAGUAUAUGUAUUAUACUAUUUGCAUUAAUUGAUAUGGGGUUUAUUACCUUUUUUCUGAAUUUAUAACAUAUUGUAUGGUUUUGUUGUGAGACGACAAAUUUAAACAAUUUUAUGUAAGUUAUAAUUUUAUCAUUCAAAAUUUAUACAUUUAUAUUAUUAUUUUAUUAUUAUUUAAACUAUUUUAUUUAUAUAUAUAUGUAUUAUUCUAUUAUUCAGAAGUAUAUUGCUUCUAAGAAUAUUAAUAAUUUAUUUAACUAUUUUAUACCUGAAGCUGACUAUUGUUACAUGGGUUUUUUUUUUGUAAAUAUUUA